Coregonus clupeaformis (lake whitefish) is the source of this 1987-nucleotide messenger RNA. RefSeq names its product peptidyl-prolyl cis-trans isomerase FKBP10-like. The record is from RefSeq and is a predicted model, not a curated record. The coding region runs from base 118 to 1815 and encodes 565 amino acids. Gene Ontology annotation, molecular function: peptidyl-prolyl cis-trans isomerase activity; calcium ion binding. The transcript is spliced from 10 exons. NCBI's taxonomy places the organism in Eukaryota, Metazoa, Chordata, Actinopteri, Salmoniformes, Salmonidae.
CUACGUCCGCACUUCUCUCUCUCUCUGCAUCUAUAGACUGUAGCCAACGGAGAAGUCACGGCGAAAUCAUCCGUCCGUUUCUCAUACUUUAACAAAACACCAAAGAAUACGUUUAUUAUGGAGUCAAUAUUAGCGUUAUUUUUGCUCUGUAUAACGGGAACCCAUGUAAGCUGUAUCCCAGGCCCGUUAGAAGACGUGGUUAUUGAUCGGUAUGACAUUCCAAGAGUUUGUCCCAGAGAAGUGCAAACGGGAGAUUUCGUCCGUUAUCAUUACAACGGUACCUUCACCGACGGCAAGAAGUUCGAUUCAAGUCAUGAACGUGGUGCACCCUUCAGUGGCCAGGUGGGACUGGGGCUUCUCAUCACUGGUCUGGACAGGGGAGUCCAGGGCAUGUGUGUCAAUGAGCGCAGAAAAGUUACUGUCCCCCCACACCUUGCCUAUGGAAGUAUAGGAGCAGGUGAUGUGAUCCCUCCUGACACUGUGUUGGUGUUUGAUGUGGUUCUGCUCGACAUCUGGAACACAGAAGACAAGGUCCAGACACGCACCCUCAGCAAACCUGAGAGCUGCAAGCGCCUCGUGGAAGCUACUGACUUCAUCCGUUAUCACUACAACGGCACACUGCUGAACGGUGUACCCUUCGACUCCAGCCACUCUAGGAACGGCACCUAUGACACGUACGUGGGCAUGGGCUACCUCAUUAAGGGCAUGGAUGAGGGUCUAAUCGGCAUGUGCGUGGGAGAGACACGCACCAUCAUCAUCCCACCCUUCCUGGCCUAUGAGGAGAAGGGAUAUGGCACAGUGAUUCCAUCCCAGGCCACCCUGGUGUUUGAGGUCUUCAUGAUUGACCUGUUCAACCCUAAGGAUGACAUUGCCGUGGUGGUCAAGGAGGUGCCUAAGACCUGCACCCGUAAAACAGUGGUGGGAGACUACAUCCGUUACCACUAUAAUGGCACCUUCCAGGACGGCUCUGGCUUUGACACCAGCUACCAGCGCAACAGCACAUACAAUACCUACAUUGGCAUGGGCUAUGUGAUCCAGGGCAUGGACAAGGCCCUCCAGGGGUUGUGUAUUGGGGAGAAGAGGCGUGUCAUCCUUCCUCCUCACAUGGCCUAUGGGGAGAAGGGAACUGGAGACAUCAUCCCUGGCUCGGCCGUGCUGGUCUUCGACAUCCACGUUAUCGACUUCCACAACCCGAAGGACCUCAUUGAGAUCAAAGUGACCAGCAAGCCCAAGAAGUGCAACCUGACCAGUGAGGUGGACGACCUGAUCCAGUACCGUUACAACUGCUCCCUGAUGGACGGCACCCUGCUCUACUCCUCGGACCACUAUGAGAAAGCCCCCAUCACCACCCUCGGAGCCAACAAAGUGAUUGAGGGUCUGGACGAGGGCCUGAGGGGCAUGUGUGUGGGAGAGAAGAGAGUGGUGAUCGUCCCACCCCAUCUGGGACAUGGAGAAAAUGGAGCCAAGGGCGUUCCCAGCAGUGCCGUGCUGCACUUUGAGCUGGAGCUGUUGGACCUGCAGAAGGGAGUGCCUGACGGCUACAUGUUUGUGUGGCUGGGAGACAGCCCAGAUCCCCUGUUCCCUGCCAUGGACCUCAACAAAGAUCUAUCUGUCCCUCUGGAGGAGUUCACAGCCUUCAUAAACCUCCAGGUGGCGGAGGGCACAGGUCGCCUGAGGCCAGGGAUGGAUGCUGACGGCAUCAUCAAGGACAUGUUCAACAACCAGGACCGCAACAGGGACGGCAAGAUAGUGGCUGAGGAGCUCAAACUGAAGGUGGAGGAGGAUUCUGACAAGGCCCUACAUGAGGAGCUGUGAGGGGGAACAGUCGAGCCGGGCAGAGGGGUGUGGGGACGGAGAGAGACAACAGACAGUAUCUAUGCAAAUAGGGGGUUACCAACUAGUGGAGCUCCUUAAAUUGUUUUUAUUAUGUAGAAAACACAGGAGGUUGGUGACAUCUUAAUUGGGGAGGAUGGGCUCGUGGUAAUGG